Messenger RNA from Laetiporus sulphureus 93-53, 607 nucleotides. RefSeq lists its product as uncharacterized. The coding region runs from base 71 to 385 and encodes 104 amino acids. Lineage: Eukaryota; Fungi; Basidiomycota; Agaricomycetes; Polyporales; Laetiporaceae. The transcript has a single exon. The record is from RefSeq and is a predicted model, not a curated record.
UGCUGCUGCUGCCGCUGUUCUCACUGCUAGUCUGUCAUGCGGUGGAGCUACUCAGCCUCUGUGACAACCCAUGGAUUCAACUAGGGCUGCGCACAUGGAUAUCAUACUCGGUGAGAUCCAGAAAUGUGGUUGGACAAUCGGCUCCUUUCUGUUUGACCUCUUCACUCUGCCCCCGCACUCUCGAGAGGACAGAAAUAUUGCGCCAGUAUCCCAGCUCCGUAUCCAGAUGGUUUCAAAAAUUUUCCAUAGAGAAACGAGCAUGAAGGCCCAUCAUCAUGCAUACUUUCGCCACUUCGCACGUCCACUGCCAUCCAGAUCAGGGCAGAAUCAUCGCAAUCCCUUUGUGAUACGCACGCUGUCGGUAUCUACCAGGAUAGUGUGCUAAGUUUUCGUCUUCAAAUUGUCAUGGUUGCGAGCCUUUUCUCGAUGAGUGCUCGCAAUCUUCAUUUAUUAAUGUUCUACAGGAUUAUUGGUAGCUGACUGUUUGCUCACACUGCACACAUGGAAUCUAUGUGCUCAGAGGAUACUUUUCAACUUUUGUGAACUUUCUUCGGAAACACAAUCAUAUUGUAGACUAUCAGAGUCUAUUGGAGAUUUGCUAGAUGAC